GACAGACAGACAGACCUCCUGGUGCCCGACAAAAUGUGGCUUCGAGAGGAGCUUUUGAAAUCCAUAUGGCACGCUUUCACAGCCCUGGACGUGGAUCAACGUGGAAAAGUUUCCAAAUCUCAGUUAAAGGUGUUGUCUCACAACCUGUGCACAGUGAUGAAGAUCCCUCAUGACCCCGUGGCCCUUGAGGAGCAUUUCAAAGAUGAUGAUAAAGGGCCUCUGUCCAACCAGGGCUACAUGCCGUACCUCAACAUGUUUAUUCUUGACAAGGUACGGCAGGAGUUUGACAUAAUGGAGUUCAACAAGAUGUGCUGGACUCUGUGUUGCAAGAAAAAUAUCAGCGCUAAACAGCUACUAAUCUCAGAUAAUGAUGCUUUCAAAGUCUGGUGCAUUUUCAACUUUCUGUCGGAAGAUAAAUACCCACUCGUCAUCAUUACUGAAGAGAUUGAGUACUUCCUGCGAAAGCUGACGGAGGCCAUGGGGAGUGGAUGGAGUGAGGAGAAGUUUGCAGAUUACAAGCUGCAGCUGAACACAAAGCAAAACUGCCUGACUGUGUGGGAGCUAAUUGAACUGCUGGGGAUGGGUUACUUCAGCAAGGGCAUGAACCCUCAAACCCUUUCCAUGGGCAUCACCGAGGUCUUUCUGGAAUUCAUCAUGGAUGUGCUGAAGCAGGGCUACAUGAUGAAAAAGGGCCACAAAAGGAAGAACUGGACCGAGCGCUGGUUUGUCCUUCGACCCAGGUCACUGUCAUACUACGUCUGUGAGGAUCUGGUGGAGAAGAGAGGGGACAUCAUCCUGGACCAAGACUGCUGUGUGGAGUCUCUGCCGGACAAAGAAGGGAAGAAAUGCCUGUUUAUUAUCAAGUGCGCCGAUAAAAGCUUUGAGAUCAGCGCGUCAGAUAAAAAGAAAAAGCAGGAGUGGAUUCAAGCUACUCAAACGUGCAUCCAGCUGCUCAGGUUGGGGCUGUCGUCUCCGCACCGCGAGGCCCGGCUGAGGCGCAGGGAGCUCCGGCAGAAGCAGCAGGCGGAGGAGGAGGACCUGGCGGAGAGGAUGAAGCAGCUCCAGGUGGCCAGUGAAAACAAACAGAGACAGCUGGAGGCUAUGAGGAAGAAAAUGGAAGAGGCUGCGGAAAGAGCAGCAAUAGAGGAGCACAGGAGGAAGAAGACUCAGGUAGACCUGCAGGACCGCUACAGACUGGACCUGGAGAGAGAGAAAAUGGUGCGUCAGCAGAUGGAGGAGCAGGUGGCUCAGAAGUCCGGUGAACUGGAGCAGUACCUGCAGCGCGUCCGGGAGCUGGAGGACAUGUACCACCGGCUGGAGGAGGCCUUAGAGGACGAGAGGCAGGCCAAGCAGGAUGAGGAGGCGAUGCGCAAGCUGCAGGCCAGGCUGCUGGAGGAGGAGGCAGCAAAGAGGGCGGAGCUGGAGCAGAUGCACCUGCAGCAGCAGAGGGUGCUGUCGCGGACCGAGGCCGAGAAGCAGGAGCUGGUGGCCGAGCGGCUGGCCAAGGAGAGAGACCUGCAGGCGGCCAUGCUGCAGCUGGACAGCCUGGAGAGGGAGCGGCAUGGAGCUCUGGAGCAGUAUGAGAAGGUGUCGAGGAAGCUCGAGCGAGCAGCAAACAAGACAAAGACUUGGAAGGACAAGGUGGCCAAACAUGAGGGGCUGGUGCGUCUCAUCCAGCCAGGUCAUAAAGGACCUCAGAGGAUCACUAACUGGGGCCCGGCUUCAUUCACUGACGCUGAGCUGGAGCUGAGGAAGAAGUCGUGGCAGGAGAGGAAGAACCAGGGGGCCGAGGCUCAGUGAACGCUCGCAAUGAGGAAGACUCGAAUAAUGCCAGAGCCGAACUGUGAAGAGGUUUGAUAACACAAACUCACCGAGCCUCGCGAUACAGUUUUUAUUCCACUUUUUUUUAAUUUUCCUUUCUGAAUUUACGUGCUAUGUUUAAUAUAACUACUUUGCAGUUUUUUCAUGUUUUUUUUUUUUUUUUACAUAAAUGUAUCAUAAUGUAAACUAGGAUAAAUAAGGAGCUGUUUACUGAUAUCCUGCAGGGUGUAACAGUAGAUACAUGUUCAACUCAAGCUCAGGUUCUCAGCUGAAGUUGACUGAAUUGCGUCCGUUACAGUCAUAACUAAGAAGAUUAAAAACAUCAUAGAACACCACCUAUUUUAUAUUAAUGUGGGCGGGUAGUUUCAUUCAGGUACCUCCUUCAGAAGAGGCUGUUUACAA
Chelmon rostratus (copperband butterflyfish) is the source of this 2223-nucleotide messenger RNA. RefSeq names its product switching B cell complex subunit SWAP70a (gene swap70a). The record is from RefSeq and is a predicted model, not a curated record. The transcript has 12 exons. The coding region runs from base 34 to 1800 and encodes 588 amino acids. NCBI's taxonomy places the organism in Eukaryota, Metazoa, Chordata, Actinopteri, Chaetodontiformes, Chaetodontidae. Gene Ontology annotation, cellular component: cytoplasm; nucleus.